This is a messenger RNA of Ascoidea rubescens DSM 1968, 2325 nucleotides long. It is a transcript of the gene GRC3, whose product is annotated as polynucleotide 5'-hydroxyl-kinase. NCBI's taxonomy places the organism in Eukaryota, Fungi, Ascomycota, Saccharomycetes, Ascoideales, Ascoideaceae. The transcript has 2 exons. Gene Ontology annotation, molecular function: polynucleotide 5'-hydroxyl-kinase activity. Gene Ontology annotation, biological process: cleavage in ITS2 between 5.8S rRNA and LSU-rRNA of tricistronic rRNA transcript (SSU-rRNA, 5.8S rRNA, LSU-rRNA). Gene Ontology annotation, cellular component: nucleus. The record is from RefSeq and is a predicted model, not a curated record. Bases 1 to 2325 code for a protein of 774 amino acids.
AUGUCCCACAAUGUCAGUGCUUUUGCAUCGUUGAGAUUAAUUAAGUCCGAAGCCGAUGUUAAUACUUUGAUUUAUCAACAGUAUUCCUCUGAUGAAGAGAUAAACGAUGAUAGCAGCCAAUCUGAUGAUUCUGGAAGUGAUUUUGAAUUCCCAGUCACUGAUGAGUCAGGUCCCUUAGCUGUGAUUGAUAGCACUAUUAUUCAAAAUAAAGAUGAAAAUUUAAGCCAGCUGAAUGAAUCAAAACCAGUCAAGGUCUCAAAAUCACCGAAAUCUCUAAAAUCAAAUAGACCAUUGUUGAAAAGUAUCAAUUAUAUCGACAACAAUGAUGAUUCCAUUGCUUUAUCUAAUUAUAUUCCCAAUGGCGAUAAUGUGAUAUUUGAGGAUGAUUCUGUAACAAUUGCUUUAAAAGUUGGCCAAUCUAUAAUCUUUAAAGGUCAGUUUUCGUUGAUCGUUCUCAAAGGUGCAAUAACUGUUAAUAAUAUUAUUUAUGAUUCCUCUCCUAAUAAAGUAUAUGAUAUUUAUCAACCAAUCUCUAACUCUCUCUCUAUAAUUUACUCAGCUCAAGGCUCUAAUAAAUCAAAUGCUAUUGUUGAUAUGCCAACUGAUAAUUAUCACUUUUUCAAUGCUUCUAAGUUCGUCACGAUCAUUAAAGUAAAAAAUCUAUUUACAGGUCUAGAAACUUCUAAUGAAUUUCUAUUUCCAUUUAUGAAUGACAUAUUUUACUCUCCUAGUUUUCUAUUAAAAUCGUUCAAAAAUUACAGUAAUAGUAAUAAUAGUAGCGAUAAAAACAACAAUGGAUCUGAUAACAGCGAAUUCAACUUGAUUAAUAACAAUCCCUUUUUGAAAUCUUUUUUGGGCUACUCAUUUAUUCCAAUUUUAUAUUCAUGGCAAUCCAAAAGAUCCUCUUCAAAUUAUUUAUCAACUAUUUCAAUAUCUAAUUCAAUGUUGGACUCGAUUAAUAGUUUGACCAAUUUUUACAAUCAAAUCAAUUUUAUCAGUAUUGUUCCAAAAGUUUUAGUAAUUGGCUCAAAAAACUCCGGUAAAUCAACUUUUCUAUUGAAUUUACUCAACCAUUUCUUGCAUUCAGAGAUUUCAAUUUCAACUGAGAAUCCCGUAUCAAUUCUAGAUAUUGAUCCAGGCCAGCCCAUUUUCUCUUACAUAGACUCAUUAUCUUAUUCAACACAUCACUCUCCUAUAAUUGGCUUAUCUAAUCUAUCAUAUAAUUUGAGCGAUGAUUUACUGUUGAAAAAUGAGUAUUUUGGCUUUAAUUCCCCUCUAGACAACCUUUCUAGAUACUAUUAUCUAAUUAAAAAUUUAUUUGAUUAUUACAAUAAAGAACAUUACAAUCUUGAUAUACCUUUAUUAAUAAAUACCCCAGGCUAUAUUAAAGGCUAUGGCUUCGAAAUUUUAAAUAAAAUUGUCAGUAUAAUCAAUCCAACUCACAUCGUUUAUUUUUCAAAUGAAUCUGGCAAGAAUGAGGGAAACUAUGAAUUGGAAGAGUUUUUUAAGGAAAAUUGUACUGAAAACCAUGAUAAACAGGAAAAACAGGUAACCGACCACAGAGGCUUAAGCUCAAUAAACAUUCCAAAUCUGUCUAGGAUCUUGAGAGUAAAUGGUAUCUUUUUAAGUUCCAAUAAUAAAUGCAAAAUAACUUCAACACAAUAUCGAACAUUUAAAUUAGCAUCUUAUUUUCAUAAAAUCAAGGAAAAAAGCUUCAAUUUUGAGCCAUUGAUUUUUAAUUCACCAUACAAAAUAUCCUAUUAUUCCGAUUUUUCCAAAAGCAUAAAUCAAUUCCAGGGUAUUUUCGGCUAUAGCCUAUUAAAUGAUUUUGGAAUUAAUGUUGAAGAAAACUGUUCCAACUUGAUUUUAGAUGGUUCAGUUUCAAGCAUCUAUUGUGUGUCAAACCAAUCUAUAACUGAUAGUUUUAACUAUUUUAUCAAAAAAAAAAAUGAGCCAAUUAAUAUUCCUUCAUCAUUUUUCCAACUGGAUUCCCACGAUUUGAGUACAGUCCUGUUUUUAGGGCUAGCUGCUGUUCAUUCAAUAAACAUUGAAAAAAAGUACAUUAAUAUAUAUAUGCCUAAUGAAUUAAUUGAAAGAAUAAAGUGCAUUUCAGAAGAAAAGAAAUUCCAGUUUGUAUUGAUAAAAGGUAGAACUGAAUUAUCUUCUCAUGAAAUUUGUCCAAGAAUUUUAAUAGAUAAGAGAAAUCAAGAAUUAGAAAACAAAAAAGUAUCCAGCAUUCCAUUUAUCAGCUGGGAUACAAACCCAGGAAAGGGAGGAAAAAUAUGGAAACCUAGAAAGAAUGUUCAAAGAAGAGGACAGUCAUAA